AUGUCGAUUUACAAGGAUUUGAGCUUACCAAGUAUAAGCUUGAAACGCAAACGCGGAAAGAAGCAAAAACCGGGGCAGGAGACGCUCGAAAAGGCUGUAUAUGAGGAGCAGGAGCGCGAACAAACGGAGAAGAAGCUGCCAGAGAAGAUGGAGUUAGAUUGGAGAUCACUGGCGGGUGUGGUCUUGCCUGAGGAGUCUUAG
This is a messenger RNA of Microthlaspi erraticum, 201 nucleotides long. The record is from the annotation of a GenBank genome assembly. Lineage: Eukaryota; Viridiplantae; Streptophyta; Magnoliopsida; Brassicales; Brassicaceae.